UAUGGUAUGAGCUAGUCUUAUGAAAAAUCCUUAGGAUUUUAGGGGGAUGGGUAAGAAGAUAGCCAUUGAGAAGAUAGAGAAUCCAUUAAGACGUCAAGUGACAUUCUCAAAGAGGAGGAACAGUCUUAUCAAAAAGGCAAAUGAAAUCUCCAUCUUAUGUGAUGUGGAUGUUGCCUUCAUUGCUUUCUCUCCUUCUGGUCGCAUAAUCAAGUUUUCCAGCCGUCCAAGGUUUGAGGAUAUGAUUGAAUGCUAUAUCAAGCUGCCUGCAGUGAAGAGACAUGAAAGAAACCCUCAAAUGAAGAAUAUUGAGGGGAAAUUAGCACGGUUAAAGAAGCUUGACCACAUAAAAGGGAACGAUAACAAAUUGCAUAGUCUCAACGCCCAGUUUGUUUCCCUCUUCUUAUCGUUUCUGUUCUCUUAUUUUUUUAGUCUUUUUUUUUUAUCUUGGUUUUUUUAAUUUUUCCAACUGGGAAAUUUGGAUUUCUUGCAUGCAUCUCAUUAUUUAAAAAAAUAAUUAAUUUUCCAUAUUUUCAACAUACCAAUAGGCAAUAGCAGUAAAUCCUUAGGCAAUAUUUUGAGGCCCUUUGUU
Molecule: messenger RNA, 589 nt
Organism: Hevea brasiliensis (rubber tree)
Lineage: Eukaryota; Viridiplantae; Streptophyta; Magnoliopsida; Malpighiales; Euphorbiaceae
Product: agamous-like MADS-box protein AGL104
Exons: 4
Coding region: 47-457 (136 amino acids)
Biological process (GO): regulation of transcription by RNA polymerase II
Molecular function (GO): DNA-binding transcription factor activity, RNA polymerase II-specific; protein dimerization activity; RNA polymerase II cis-regulatory region sequence-specific DNA binding
Source: RefSeq, a predicted model, not a curated record